Saccharomyces mikatae IFO 1815 is the source of this 2031-nucleotide messenger RNA. RefSeq names its product ferric-chelate reductase (gene FRE3). Gene Ontology annotation, biological process: intracellular iron ion homeostasis; copper ion import; iron ion transport. Gene Ontology annotation, molecular function: ferric-chelate reductase activity. Bases 1 to 2031 code for a protein of 676 amino acids. Lineage: Eukaryota; Fungi; Ascomycota; Saccharomycetes; Saccharomycetales; Saccharomycetaceae. Gene Ontology annotation, cellular component: plasma membrane. The transcript has a single exon. The record is from RefSeq and is a predicted model, not a curated record.
AUGAGAGUGUUUCGUAAAGUUGGAUGGGAGUAUACGAGCGAGAGUCCAUAUGCCAUGCCAUCAUGUACUUUUGAGCCGGCAUUUCAAUCAAUGCUGUACUGCAUCUAUGAAACAUUGGGCGAAAAGGGUUAUUCGAAUAAGACAUUUGAAAAUACAUUUAAUACCGUCAAGUCAAGAUGUGCAUACUAUACUAAAACACUCCAGAACAUGACGAAGGCUGAAUUUUACGAUUCGCUAAACAAUGGAACAAAAUAUAUGGUGCCUUAUGUGAAAGGUACUUCCAACCUUACGUACCCUGUUGAAAUGGACGCCCACACAAGAAAAGCAUAUUAUCGGGCAUGGCAUGGUUUCUAUGCUAACUUGGAUAUUGGCAACACAUAUGGUGGUAUAAUAUGUGCUUAUUUUGUGGUAACUAUGUUGUUUGCAGGCAUUCUUCAUUAUAUGAAUUACACUCCGUUCAAAGUUGUUUUAUUCAAGCAAAGAUUUGUAAGAUAUCUGAGGGGUUACUUUACACUACCUACUCUUGCGGGCAAGCAUGCGUCCGAUUUUUCCUAUCUCAAGGUAUUUACAGGUUAUCUACCCACGAGAUUUGAAGGCGUUAUCAUUAUUGGAUACCUUGUGCUUCAUACGGUUUUCUUAGCAUACGGAUAUGAAUAUGACCCUUAUAACAUAAUCUUCAAGUCUCAUAAGGUACAAGUUUCACGUUUUGUGGGGGAUAGGAGUGGUGUUCUCUCAUUUGCACACUUUCCCUUAAUAGUUCUUUUUGCAGGUAGAAACAACUUUCUCGAGUACAUCUCCGGUUUGAAAUACACAUCUUUUAUUAUGUUCCAUAAAUGGUUAGGAAGAAUAAUGUUUUUAGACGCAAUGAUCCAUGGUGCUGCCUACACCAAUUAUACAGUGGCUAAUAAUACCUGGAAAAGAAGCAAAGAGGCUACAUAUUGGCAAUUUGGAGUGGCUGCGCUUUGCUUAGCCGGUGUGAUGUUGUUUUUUUCAUUUGCAAUUUUUAGAAAGCAUUUUUAUGAAGCUUUCCUGUUUCUUCAUAUCGUUUUUGGUGCAUUAUUCUUUUAUACGUGUUGGGAACACGUCGUAGAACUAAGUGGUAUUGAAUGGAUAUAUGCUGCAAUUGCUAUCUGGGUCACUGAUAGACUUGUUCGAAUUGUUCGCAUGUCAUAUUUUGGCUUUCCCAAGGCAACUUUGCAACUGAUCGGUGACGAUCUCAUCCGGCUAACAGUCAAAAAACCAGCAAGGUUAUGGAAGGCGCAACCUGGACAGUACGUUUUUGUGUCAUUUUUACAUCCAUUUUAUUUCUGGCAGUCGCAUCCAUUUACUGUUUUAGAUUCAGUAAGUAAGGAAGGUGAGUUGGUUAUUAUAUUGAAAGAGAAAAAGGGCGUAACAAAGCUCGUAAAGAGGUAUAUUUCUCGGAAUGGGGGUUCAGCUUCAAUGAGACUAGCUAUAGAAGGACCGUACGGAUCUUCUUCACCAGUUCACCACUAUGACAAUGUGUUGCUACUAACGGGGGGAACCGGUCUGCCUGGACCAAUUGCUCAUGCCAUUAAGCUUGGGAAAACUUCAGCAGCAGCUGGGAAGCAAUCUGUUAAAUUGGUAAUUGCAGUUAGAGGUUUUGACGUUCUCGAAGCCUAUAAGCCAGAAAUAAUGUGUUUAAAAGACUUGAAUGUACAGGUCCACAUAUAUAAUACGAUGCGGAUUCCACCAGUAACAUCUAAUGAUAGCAUGACUAUCUCUCAAAAGGAUGAAAACGUUGAUGAAAAAGUUGAUGAGAAAGACGCUUUUAAGGAAACUAGUUUAGAUAAGUCGUCUAAUCCCUUUGAUUUUGAAAGUAUCGUGUUUCAUGAUGGAAGACCUGAUGUAAAAGAACUUCUGCAUGAGUCUUCGGAGUUGAAUGGCUCACUUGCAGUAGUUUGUUGUGGGCCUCCUGUGUUUGUUGACCAAGUAAGAGAUCAAACAGCAAAGACCAUUUUAGCAAAAUCAUCAAAGGCAAUUGAGUACUUUGAGGAAUAUCAAAAUUGGUGA